GGAAAGCGGCCGGUUGUCCCCACUAGAAGCCACCCAGCCUUUUGUUUGUUUUCCUGCCGGAGGCUGGAAAACGACCGGGUUCCUGCUGCACUACCAUGCGCCGUGCGGCCCGUGCGACUCGCCGGACCUCGCGGGCGUCCCGGCACGGAGCCCUUGGCCGGUCCUAGCAGGGAUUGUCCCCAUUUCCAGUUCCCGAGCGGGCUGCUGCGCCCGGCUCGUCGAGGAGCAGCGCUUACCGCAGGGGCGGGCCCCCGCCUGUGUUCGCGGCGCCAGCAGAAGACUGAUUUUUGAAAAUAUGUAUUUGGAAGAUAGUCACGUCCUGUUGAAUACUUUGUGCUGGUGCUGCCAUCGAAAAAUCUGGUUACACUCUGGGGAGGGCUGCUACCGCUGCAGUACUGAACCGCUUCGGCCGUGAAAUGAGUGUCUGGCCUGAGCAGGCACACCAUGAAUAGAUACACAACAAUCAGGCAGCUCGGGGAUGGAACCUACGGUUCCGUCCUGCUGGGAAGAAGCAUUGAGUCUGGGGAGCUGAUUGCUAUUAAAAAAAUGAAAAGAAAGUUUUAUUCCUGGGAGGAAUGCAUGAACCUUCGGGAGGUUAAGUCUUUAAAGAAGCUCAACCAUGCCCAGGUAGUCAAAUUAAAAGAAGUUAUCAGGGAAAAUGAUCAUCUUUAUUUUAUCUUCGAGUACAUGAAGGAGAAUCUUUACCAGCUCAUUAAAGAAAGAAAUAAGUUGUUUCCUGAGUCUGCUAUAAGGAAUAUCAUGUAUCAGAUAUUACAAGGACUUGCAUUUAUUCACAAACACGGCUUCUUCCAUCGAGACUUAAAACCUGAGAACCUCCUCUGCAUGGGACCAGAACUUGUGAAAAUUGCAGACUUUGGUUUGGCCCGAGAAAUCCGAUCAAAACCUCCAUAUACAGAUUAUGUAUCUACCAGAUGGUACAGGGCUCCAGAAGUACUCCUGAGGUCUACCAACUACAGCUCCCCCAUUGAUGUCUGGGCUGUGGGCUGCAUCAUGGCUGAGGUGUACACCCUCAGGCCACUCUUCCCUGGGGCCAGUGAAAUUGACAUGAUAUUCAAAAUUUGCCAAGUGCUGGGGACACCAAAAAAGACGGACUGGCCUGAAGGCUACCAACUUUCAAGUGCAAUGAACUUCCGCUGGCCACAGUGUGUACCCGAUAACUUAAAGACCUUGAUUCCCAAUGCUAGCAGUGAAGCAAUCCAGCUCCUGAGAGACAUGCUUCAGUGGGAUCCCAAGAAACGACCAACAGCUAGUCAGGCACUUCGAUAUCCUUACUUCCAGGUUGGACACCCACUAGGCAGCACCACACAGAGCCCUCAGGAAUCAGGAAAACCACAGAAAGGCAUCCUGGAAAAGGCAGGCCCACCUCCUCAUAUUAAGCCAGUCCCUCCUGCCCAGCCACCAACCAAACCACACACACGAAUUUCUUCACGACAGCAUCAAGCCACCCAGCCCUUUCUGCACCUCACGUACCCCUACAAAGCAGAGGUCUCCAGGACAGAUCACCCGAGCCAUCUCCAGGAGGACAAGCCAAGCCCGUUGCUUUUCCCAGCCCUCCACAACAAGAAUCCCCAGUCGAAAAUCGCAGCUGGCCUGGAACACAAAAAUGGUGAGAUAAAGCCAAAGAGUAGGAGAAGGUGGGGUCUUAUUUCCAGGUCGGCAAAGGAUUCAGAUGAUUGGGCUGACUUGGAUGACUUGGAUUUCAGUCCAUCCCUCAGCAGGAUCGACCUGAAAAACAAGAAAAGACAGAGUGAUGACACUCUCUGCAGGUUUGAGAGUGUUUUGGACCUGAAACCCUCUGAGCCCGUGGGCACAGGAAACAGUGCCCCCACUCAGACGUCAUAUCAGCAGCGAGACACACCCACCCUGAGAUCUGCAGCCAAGCAGCACUAUUUGAAGCACUCUCGAUACUUGCCUGGGAUAAAUAUAAGAAAUGGCAUACUCUCGAAUCCUGGCAAGGACUUUAUUCCACCUAAUUCGUGGUCUAGUUCUGGCUUGUCUGGAAAAUCUUCAGGGACAGUGUCAGUAAUCAGCAAAGUAAAUUCGGAUACUGCCAAACAGCUCUCCAGCGGGAUAUGGGAGUUGCUCUGCAUCCUUGAUGCCACUUGGUACUGUCUGACAAGUGUGAAAUGUUGUCCUCUUGUGGUUUAAACUUGCAUGUGCUGUUUACUAAUGGGGUUCAUCAUCUUUUCCUGUGUUUGUUGACUAUAAGUUUUUUCUCUUUUAUGACUUACCUAUUCAAAUUAUCUUCCCAUUUUUCUUCAUUCACCAAAGUGUGAAAUGCACUCCCGCUGACCAACACAACUCCUCACACAGGCAUUCCAGCCUGUGUUUCCUACUCUGCCUUAAGCAGUUGCUAAAAAGCCUCUGUGUUGUGGAAACAGAGCAACUGUACCACUUAUUGACUUUUCUUAAUGGAUAGAACUUCCAUUUUUAUAAUGGGCAAUAAUGACAGUCUUCAUUAUUCCAUGUGUACCUUCAAGCCUUAAUAAUAAGAAUUAUAGAUAUUCAUUCACCCAUCCAAUAUUAACUGAUUACCUGCUAUAUGCAAGGCAUUCAGUUAUCCUCCCCAGAGUACAAAGAUGAGUAGCAUACAGUCCCUGCCCUUAAAGCUCUCCCAAGUGGAAAUGACAUAAAAAGUGAAUGUAUUUAGUAUUUUUUAAAAUGGUUAAUUUUUCUGAUGUGGAUAAGAAUAUUUAGUAUGUUAUUACUUGUCACAGCUAAAUAAUAUAACCUGUGUGUUGAUCUGUAAGAAAAUGGUUAAAUGGACUAUGGUUUAGCCAUACUCUAGAAUAUAUAUAUACUGACAUGGAAGGAUAGCUAUAUUAUGGAGUGAAGAAAGCAAAUUUUAGAACAGUCUAAAGCUACUCUUACAAAAGGAAAUAAAAAAUGUCACAGCCAACCAACCCUGCAUUGGCUGCCCCCUACAGGAGCAGCGCUGUCUUUGACCCUUGCAGUCUUUGUGACAGGGUCAGAAAAACUAGCCAUGCGUGGUGGGAUGUUCGGCUCAGAAUUCAUUUUUAUCACGAUUUGCUAUUUUCCCUUAAAGUAAAAACUUGGUUUGUUAUUGCCCUGCAAUGCUGUCAUUUAACCUUUUGAUGUCCUGGGUCCAUGUC
Molecule: messenger RNA, 3134 nt
Organism: Cebus imitator (Panamanian white-faced capuchin)
Lineage: Eukaryota; Metazoa; Chordata; Mammalia; Primates; Cebidae
Gene: CILK1
Product: ciliogenesis associated kinase 1
Exons: 11
Coding region: 445-2169 (574 amino acids)
Biological process (GO): cilium assembly; protein phosphorylation; intracellular signal transduction
Cellular component (GO): cytoplasm; cilium; nucleus
Molecular function (GO): protein serine/threonine kinase activity; ATP binding
Source: RefSeq, a predicted model, not a curated record